Phycodurus eques (leafy seadragon) is the source of this 1025-nucleotide messenger RNA. RefSeq names its product myelin-associated glycoprotein-like. The coding region runs from base 132 to 1025 and encodes 297 amino acids. NCBI's taxonomy places the organism in Eukaryota, Metazoa, Chordata, Actinopteri, Syngnathiformes, Syngnathidae. The transcript has 7 exons. The record is from RefSeq and is a predicted model, not a curated record.
UGGGAUUUUCACCUGCAGCUCAUAUUAUCAUUUUGGUUGGAAGAAAUAGCAUAAUUUUUUUUUUAAAAAAAGGACGAAAAAAAAGAUCCAUCCAGCAGCAAUUGUUGCAGCGCAUUACAAAUCAGAGAAGUAUGAACAUUGAGAGAAGGCUGACGGUGUUUUCUGUGCUCUUAGCAGCUUCCAGUGGCGAAUGGAAGGCCAGCGUCGUUAAGAGCGUCGACGCCCUGGUAGCUUCCUGUGUGGUGUUGCCCUGCUCGUUCAGCCAUCCCAAAGAACAACUGCCCACCUCCAGACUCAGAGGAAUCUGGCAUUAUGAAGCUCAAAAGGACCGACGCAUUUACCAUCGGGAUAACACAAACGUGUUGGCGAGCUUUCGAGAUCGCACUCGGUUGUUGGGGCAUUUGGGCCAGGGCGACUGCAGCCUGGAGAUCACCGAAGUCAAAGACUACGACAACGGCCCUUUCUGUUUCCGCAUUGAAUUAGCUCGAACAGAAGGCGAUGCGUCAACCCCGGACAAAUUCUCCUUUGUCGAGAAUUGUGUGAUGUUAAAAAUGCUACCUGACCCGCCAAAACCCAUGUUGAUCCACGCCAACAAGGCAUUCGAAGGGCGUCUCUACACCGCCAUCUGCUCGGUGACCCACACUUGCCCCACCCACGCGCCCUCGCUAACGUGGAGCAAGGGGGACCCGCACGACGUCACCACCGUCAUCAGAGAAAUUCGCGGCGGUUCUUGGGAGGUUCAGUCCAUCCUGGCCUUCGUUCCCCAGGCAACGGACGACCACCGAGAUAUCACUUGCACGGCCAACUUUUACGGGUGGAUGUCGUCCUCCGACAACUUCACUCUCUUUGUCAAACGCUCGGAAAAUCAUCACCACAUCAUCAUUCCUACAGUAGUAGCGCUUGUGAUCGCUGUACUCUUUGGAGGACUUUGCAUUGUAAUGGUGAAAAAAUACAAGAGGCGCAUUGCAGAACUUCAAGGUCAGUCCAGCUGGCGGAACCGCCUUUCGAGGCUGUCUCGCAGGUGA